GUAAAAACUGUUGAGAAGCGCUGACACACACUCUCCCAGGGCCUUUGUUGGAUUCAGGAUCACCUCUAAACUUCGUCUCUUCUGUCUUCACAUUGAAGAUGCUUCACAGUUUGAAGCCCUGUGAGUUGCAGACUGGAGGUUUCUGCUUUGAAAACAGCCGCAGAAAUACAGUGUUGGAGGCCAGUUUGUCAGAGGUCGGCUACAAAGCCCCCAGUGCCAGAAAGACAGGGACCACCAUCGCUGGGAUCGUUUACAAGGAUGGUGUGAUUCUGGGAGCAGACACCAGGGCCACAGACGACAUGGUGGUGGCUGACAAAAACUGCAUGAAGAUCCAUUACAUUGCUCCAAAGAUCUACUGCUGUGGCGCCGGCGUGGCUGCGGACGCUGAGAUCACCACGCAGAUCAUGUCAUCCAACGUGGAACUGCACACGCUCAACACGGGGCGACCCCCCCUCGUUGCCAUGGUAACCCGGCAGCUGAAACAGAUGCUGUUCAGGUAUCAGGGUCACGUCGGUUCAUCUCUGAUCGUAGGAGGGGUCGAUGUGACCGGAGCUCACCUGUACAGUGUUUACCCCCACGGCUCCUAUGACAAACUGCCUUUCCUCACCAUGGGCUCUGGAGCUGCAGCCGCUGUCUCUGUUUUUGAGGACAGAUUCAAGCCAAACAUGGAGCUGGAGGAGGCGAAGCAGCUAGUAAAAGAUGCCAUCACUGCAGGGAUUUUCUGUGACCUGGGUUCAGGCAGCAACGUGGACCUGUGUGUCAUCACCAAAGCUGGAGUGGAGUACCUGCGAGGCUACGACAAGCCCACGACGAAGGGGAAGAGAGAGGGACAGUACAGGUAUAAGCCCGGCACCACGGCUGUCCUGACCAAAACGGUGACCCCGCUCUCUCUGGAUGUGGUCAGUGAAUCUGUUCAGGUCAUGGACACUGAAUAAAAGACAAUAAAUGCUCCUAGUGGAUUAAAAGCUUUUCAAUAUGUACAAAUACAUCAGUUGAGUAAAUGAAAGGAAAGACAGGUGUGGUCAAAGGAAUCAGACAAGAUUGUUCUCUAGUCUCUCUAAAGCACCAACUGUAAAGGAAGUAGUUAUGUAAUAAAAGCUUUUGUUUGUUAAGUGA
This is a messenger RNA of Chelmon rostratus (copperband butterflyfish), 1116 nucleotides long. RefSeq names its product proteasome 20S subunit beta 10 (gene psmb10). The transcript has 8 exons. The record is from RefSeq and is a predicted model, not a curated record. Bases 99 to 935 code for a protein of 278 amino acids. Gene Ontology annotation, cellular component: proteasome core complex. NCBI's taxonomy places the organism in Eukaryota, Metazoa, Chordata, Actinopteri, Chaetodontiformes, Chaetodontidae.